Morchella importuna is the source of this 1056-nucleotide messenger RNA. RefSeq lists its product as uncharacterized. NCBI's taxonomy places the organism in Eukaryota, Fungi, Ascomycota, Pezizomycetes, Pezizales, Morchellaceae. The record is from RefSeq and is a predicted model, not a curated record. Bases 1 to 1056 code for a protein of 351 amino acids. The transcript has 4 exons.
AUGAAGCUCCACACUACACUCCCCCUCCUUUCACUCUUUCUACUCGGCACAUCUGUUAUAUGUGCUCCUACACCAGAAGACAAUCGUGAAGGAGGCCAAGGGCGAGAGGGUAACGACCGCUGCAGGGGUCGAGGUUGUGAUGAUAAUGGGAAAGAUAUAGUAAUAACAACAACAGCCCCAGGUGGACUAGUUGUUACUAUGACGCUUCCAAUUGGUGACUUUUUUGGUGGUAGCCCGUCUGCUACUGGGGAUGCGGAGGGACUUGCCGAGACUGGUAAUGGCAGUGACGAUAACGGGGAUAAUGGCAGCAGUGAUAGGAAUGGAGGUGGAAAUAGUAACGGCAGUGAUGAUGAGAUUGAUUCCGAUAACAGUAACAGGGGAGGGAGUAGUGGGAGAGGAGGGCGUGGAAGAAAAGCGCUUUUCCUCUCACCCGCCAACGUGCAAUCCAACUCUGCCAAGACUGGUCAGGAAGAAACCUCCGACCCCACCCAGGCCGACUCACUCACCGACUCUGCGAACUUUAUAAACUUCUGCACAGACAAAACACUCACAAACGGCCAGCAGAUCAAAUCCGGCUCCUGUAAUGGAAUCCCCAUGGGCGACAUUCCCUCUACGGCUAACAUGGUCUCCACAAUCAUCAUAUCUCCCGGCCCCGGCGAAGACAUCCCCGCUGAGACGUCAUUCGAUAUCGAGAUCCAAGUUCUUAACCUCGUUGCCGGAAGCUUCACCAACCCAGCAUCAACCUACUAUUCAGCACCGCAAACACUCAAGGACGGCAAAAUAGUAGGUCACACCCACGUCGUCAUCCAACGCCUCAGCUCCCUCAACCCAAGCACACCACCAGACCCAGCAGCGUUUGAGUUCUUCAAGGGCAUCAAUGACGCCGGUGAUGGUAGCGGCGGGCUGAAGGCCACGGUGUCCGCGGGCCUGGAAAAGGGUUUCUAUAGGGUUUGUACGAUGAGCUCGGCGGCGAAUCAUCAGCCUGUCUUGAUGCCGGUUGCGCAGAGGGGUGCGCAGGAUGAUUGUCAGAGGUUCUCGGUGGGGAAGAAGGGGUAG